AGUAUUUAAUUUUCCAAAGUGGGUUCAUGAACAACACUUGUAUAUCCAUCGUUCACUAGAAAUCAAUUAAUGAUGUUUAUUUAAUAUUAGUUUGGUAUAAACACUGGUCGCAAAAUAAGGUUUCAAUAGUCCUCAACAUAAUGAUGCAUUGGUGUUUUAAGCUCGUUAUCUUUACCCAAGUUAAUUUAAUCCAAUCUCAAGCUUCCCCGGAGUCUUGCUAUUUCUGCACGGGAACACCACAAUGUGAAAACCCGAUAGACUAUGAUGAAGUUUCACCAAGGGCAUGUUUGGACGGAAGUGUGUGCCUUAAAUACACCAGUUCCUACCAAAAUAUCAGAAACCAUGAAGGUUUGCAGACAGUAACAUAUCGGCAAUGUUUUAAGCCAGAGCUCCUAGAUGAGUCAAUAUGCACUUUCGUUAAGAAAUCAGAAGAAAACGAACUUCUCCAGCUGAAUUACACUUUAACCAAGUUUGAUUGUAGUGUUUGUCAUGCCACAAAUUGUAACUUAUCUGCAAGCAAUAUCAGCACAUUUUUGGCUUGGAUUGUCAUUAUGUGUUUAUUUUUAAAUGUCUUAUCAUGGAUUUGAUUAGAACAAGAUAUUAGUGAUCUUGGGCACUCAGCCGGUUUUAAAUCCAUUGAAGUAAUUAAUGAGAGGAAAACAGUACGUACUUGUAAUCUUGUUAUUACAAACUGAUAUUUUUAAAAUGUUAAAAACUUCAUUAAACUGAUUACUUUUAGGUAACACGUAAUUAAAUUGGCUUUUCCUAAAUUAAUAAGUCUAGUAAAAAAUAUAUUUAUUGCACCACUAACUUGUGACUAGUUCAACGGAGACUGAUCAAAACGUAAUGUUAGGCUUUACCUUUGCUUUUGAGACAAAAAAUUGCACUAUUCAUUUUUGUUCGAUUAAUACUUAGGUAUUACUUAAGCUUAGCGAUUAUUAAAUAGCACUGUUUUUUUUUUCAAAUAGAAAAUUUCAGUUUCA
Dendroctonus ponderosae (mountain pine beetle) is the source of this 983-nucleotide messenger RNA. RefSeq lists its product as uncharacterized. The coding region runs from base 141 to 587 and encodes 148 amino acids. The transcript is spliced from 3 exons. The record is from RefSeq and is a predicted model, not a curated record. NCBI's taxonomy places the organism in Eukaryota, Metazoa, Arthropoda, Insecta, Coleoptera, Curculionidae.